Molecule: messenger RNA, 921 nt
Organism: Penicillium macrosclerotiorum
Lineage: Eukaryota; Fungi; Ascomycota; Eurotiomycetes; Eurotiales; Aspergillaceae
Exons: 2
Coding region: 1-921 (306 amino acids)
Source: RefSeq, a predicted model, not a curated record
AUGAUUUACCCAAACUGUACACACUGCAACCAGCAUGACCUGCAGCUUAACUAUUCUCGCGAUGGGUAUCCUGCACUUGCCGCUUGGAUGGGACACGAUCCCGACGGUGAUGCUAUUGUUUUUCGCAAGUUUGGUCGACUAGGCGCGUGCAACAUUCUUCAUCUGCAGAAUAAGCUUAUGCAGCUCGAGUCCGAUAUUCAUAAACUGGAUGAUGAAGCACGAAGAAGCUCUAAUCUGGAAUCUCGUCAGGCUUCGCGACAAUGGGAAAAACUGGUGGAGCUUGCCGAAAACGGAUCAGAACUUGAGCAGAAACGUUUGGUACAGAUGGACGAACUCGCAAUUCAAAUGAAGAAGUACCCACAAAUCGCCAACGUGAACCGGCCCAGCGUCCUAACAGCGUGCCGUGACUAUGUUGCGGGGGUGGCAGGAAAAUCAGUUCCUAUCGUGACUGGCUCGACGAAAUCCAUGUUUGAGGACGAAAACGACGUGGUAGCCUUGCGAAAGCCGGCGGACGAAGACUUCCUCUCCAAAUUAUUGCAAGAUCAUUGGCCUUUUCAGAAGCGCGCCGAAAAUGACCCUUUUGGCCAUACAACCGUCUACAAAGGCCACCAUAUUGCCUGGACGGUCGCUGCUAUUAGCAUGCUCUGCGCUGCGAUCCCUUUGGCUGUUGCCAUUGUCAGCCUGUACAUUGUUAGCAGCCCAACUGCAAAGCUGGGCAUGGUGGUUGCGUAUACGGUUAUAUUUGCUCUCAGCAAUGCAUUGUUGACCAAUGCCCGCCGGGCAGAGAUAUAUGGCGCUGCAGCUGCCUAUGCUGCAGUGUUAGUUGUAUUUAUUUCGGGGAAUGUUGGAGGAUCCCAGUCUGAGCAGUGUCUGAUGCAGCUGGGCAAUGGUCUUUUCAAGACUGUGCAUUGUCCGAGCUGA